AGGCGGGUACAUUUUGCAUGUUGGCAUAUUAUCCAUUAGGAGGCAUUUUAAGUCAGUUGUUAUUAGUCCUGGUAUUAUUGACUACAAUAUAUAUUAUUUUACAGAUUUUUUUUUCUGUUAGUAUUGAAACGUAUACCCACCUUUAUGCCACACGUCUAACUAAAUAAACAGUUUAUUGCAAAUAAUUGUUGUAGAAAGCCCGAUGCAACAAACAGAUUUAGACGCUUCCUAGAGAAGGGUGCCCGUACCAAAAUGGCUACUGCGUUAACGCUUCCUUUAAGCGACCGCUACGCAUUUACAUUUGUGCAUUUCAAGCAUCGUAUUUAUUUUUGAUUUUAGCGGAUGUAGGGCAAUAAAAAAAGCUAUUCAAGCGAACAAGUUGUGGAUAUUUCAAUGUUGUCCUCAGCGUAUCGCUAUGUCGCAAAUUAAAAAGACACAACUACGCAUGCGCAACGGUUGCUGUGGUUACCUGUACACAGGUUUUCUCUUACAUUCAAAAUGCCACCCAAGAAGAAAAAGAAGAAAGGCAGGAUGACUAAAGCAGAGAGGUUAAAGAAGCAGCAAGAGGAAGAAGAGGCAGCCCGGCUGCAAGCCGAAAAAGAAGAACAGGAGAGACUGGAAAGACAGAGAAAGCUGGAGGAGAUACAAAGGCUAGAGGAAAAGGCAGAGCAGAACAGAGACUUGGAGCUUACCGAACUGCGCCUUCUGCUGGAGGAAAACUACUCUGCAAUAAUCAAAUGGAAGGUUGAUGCUGCAGAAAAGGCAGAGUGGGAGAGAUACAUGCUUUGCGAUGGAGUCCCAGACGCAAAGGACCAGCGGGCGGUCAAUACAUUUGUCACCUUGUGGAAGGAUUACUCAGACUCCAACAUUGGAGAGGAGCUUCAACUAUGCAACUCAGCAGUAAAGCUUAUUGAAGACUUGGAUGAGCUUGUGAAAGAGGCCAAAGAUCCAGAGUUGGUCCCAAAGUACCAUGAUGCUCUCAUAGAGGUCCAGGAGAUUCUCCAUGCUAAGCACCUUUUCAUAACUGAGAAGCUCCUAAAGGGAGCAAGCGACAACAUUGACCCUGACACAAGGAACAUGCAGACUGUGUCCAAACAUACAAAUGUGACGCUGUGUCUCUGGGCCAACCUUUUCAAAAACCCAAGCUUUACAGGUUUCGACUUUAACGAAGCUGGCCUGAGCUUUAAGCUUCCUGAGGAGCUGGCUGUGAGCGACAUCGCCGUGCGGAUCCUCCACACCCACUAUGACCACCUGUCAAUACUGUCCAGGCUCAGGCAUACACCUCAGAAGCCGAUAGUGGAGGAGAUUCCGCCGCCUGGCCAGGAGCCAGAGGAAACCCAGGAUGGUGAUUGCACCAGUGAACUGCCCAGUUGCCCCCACAGUCCAACCAGUGAACCGUCCAUAAAAAGCACCAGCCCGCCAUCUUCAGAGGAAAGCAUGAUACCUACACAGACAGAAGUACUCAGUGGUCACAGUUCCAGCCUGGUUUCAUCUGUUUGUCCAACCAAGGAUCCAUCUUGGCCCAGCUUGGCCCAGCUGAACUGCUUGAGUUCCGCUGGGCCUGAAUUCGAAGAGACAGAAAAUGACUCAGAGGUUGUAAAUCUGAUUCAGUACACAACCCUGGGUGGAGUUUUCUACUAUGAUCUGCUUCAACUCCCACCUCAGCCUAUCAGGAGGAAAGGGUACACAAUACUGCAGAUGGUGGACGAGCUGAAGGUGUUCCCUUACCCAACAGAAAGGCCCAAGAAUGAGGAAUGUCCCGAUGACCCAACAGAAGCACCCAACAAUAAGCCGUGCUCCCCCGUUGGGGUGUGCGUUGUGCUUCCUGAGUGGGUUAUCUUCAUGGAAAUGCCACUUGUGGCUCGCUGGGAUGCUGAAGAUGGCCGCUGGCGAAAGGAUGGCAUCACCAACGUCUCCUACGAGGAGGCAGAAGGCAAAAUCUCCUUUGAGAUGGAAUCAUUCCAGAUCUUUACACUGAUGCACAACACCUUCGCCAACUUUCCUUUCCAGGGCUGGGAGCUGCGGCCGCUGGGCCAAAACUCAGCUGUUUUUACUGUCAAGGGGGCUCUCAUUGAGGUCUCCAUAACCAUUAAGAAUAGUCAGUGUAUGCUGUGGCUGGCGCACAGUAGAGGCCUCUCUCACCUCGUGGGGCAGUGGAUGAGCGCACCAGCUCUGCAGAAAGCCAUGCUCAAGGCAGGGAUCGACAUCUUUGUUAACGAGAACACACACAAAUACGUCAGCAUCUGCAAGAAGAACCCACUUAUAGAACAGUUUGCUUAUGACCAGAUGGCCCUCUUUGCAUCAGCUUGUGCUUUUAAAUGGAGCAAGUGGAACGACACAUGUGGAGAGGAGAAUCUGGUCCUUCAGGGGUCUGAGCACCUUAAAAUCGGCCUUGUACCUGAAGACUCUUGGAGUACUUACUUUAUGGGUUCACAGAGGACUAGGCAACUGGAGAUCACUGAGAACAGUGAAGACUUUUCCAUAGACCACGCUGCUGGCAGCGAGUUCCACUCCACACUCAUCCAUCUUCUGCAGGAUAGCAUGAGUCCUGAUGGGUUAGCUUUGGUCAGACAGUCCCAUUACUGCUUCAUUGACACGGUGCAAACCCUGCUUUCUGCUACUAGACCCCUGGUUUUUUCAUAAAUUGUGAUAGACCAGGGGUCAAUAACUUGCGACUCACAAUGGCUCAGCUAAUAUCUUUAAAUACAGCUAUGAUAAUAACAAA
Molecule: messenger RNA, 2725 nt
Organism: Xiphophorus couchianus (Monterrey platyfish)
Lineage: Eukaryota; Metazoa; Chordata; Actinopteri; Cyprinodontiformes; Poeciliidae
Gene: dnai7
Product: dynein axonemal intermediate chain 7
Exons: 16
Coding region: 499-2643 (714 amino acids)
Cellular component (GO): axoneme
Molecular function (GO): microtubule binding; beta-tubulin binding
Source: RefSeq, a predicted model, not a curated record